This is a messenger RNA of Megalobrama amblycephala (Wuchang bream), 987 nucleotides long. RefSeq names its product serine/threonine-protein kinase pim-3-like. The record is from RefSeq and is a predicted model, not a curated record. NCBI's taxonomy places the organism in Eukaryota, Metazoa, Chordata, Actinopteri, Cypriniformes, Xenocyprididae. Gene Ontology annotation, cellular component: cytoplasm. Gene Ontology annotation, biological process: negative regulation of apoptotic process; regulation of mitotic cell cycle; protein autophosphorylation. Gene Ontology annotation, molecular function: ATP binding; protein serine/threonine kinase activity.
AUGGAGAGAGGAGGAGAGGAAGGAGAAAGGGAGAGUGCAGGAGAAAAGAAAGAAGAAGAAGAAGUUGUGGAAGAGGCUGCCCUCUUUCUUCAGAGCUGCCAUAAAACAGCCUCCAGAGAGCAGCUCAGGUCAGGGAGAGACAACAAACCCCUAUUUGAAAUACCACCUUCAUCUAUUGACGAAAAAAAACUGUUUGUCUUCUUGCUUGAUCAUCUAAACCCCCUUCCGAAAGAGAUCACCCUCACCCUCCUGGUGAAUAAAGGUCUCAGCGUGCCAGAGAUCAUCAGGCUGCUGGACUGGCAGAACCACCCUGACCACUUUGUUAUGGUCCUUGAAUGUCCCUCUCCCUGUGAGGAUCUGGUACAGUUUAUGAGGCAUCACGGUGGAAGACUCGAUGAAGAAAAGGCAUGGCGUAUAAUGAGGCAGGCGGCUCACACUGCGAACAUGUGCUGCCUUCGUGAAGUGCUCCACCGUGAUAAACUGGACAAUCUGCUCAUUAACAGCGAGACAUUUGAAGUCAAGCUGAUUGACUUCGGAUGUGGGGACAUCCUGAGGAGUUCGCCAUACAGGUCAUACUCUGGUAUGUAUUAUAUAAAUAAUUUAUAAUUGCUAAUGGAUACAGAAAUAAAAUCAUGUUGCAUUAAUGCAAACUUACACAGACAAAAUCUCUUUCCUCCAGGAACAACACGUUACUGUCCUCCAGAGUAUCAUGUGAGGGGAAUGUACUACGGCAGGCAGGCGACGGCAUGGUCACUAGGGAUUCUGAUGUUCGUGAUGUUGUGCGGACAUUUCCCUAGUGACUAUGAUCUGCUGCUACUGAAACGGAAGCUCUGGUCCAAACCUGGCCUGCCAACAGGUCAGAUCUUAAAUGAAUAAUUCUGAAUCAUACAAAACAUCUUAACAUGAUCAAAUAGAGCAGAAGUAAAGUUUAAAGGUGCCAUUGAACGUUUUUUUACAAGAUGUAAUAUAAGUCUAAGGUGUCCCCUG